This is a messenger RNA of Eptesicus fuscus (big brown bat), 1493 nucleotides long. It is a transcript of the gene WNT3, whose product is annotated as Wnt family member 3. The record is from RefSeq and is a predicted model, not a curated record. Lineage: Eukaryota; Metazoa; Chordata; Mammalia; Chiroptera; Vespertilionidae. The coding region runs from base 102 to 1169 and encodes 355 amino acids. Gene Ontology annotation, molecular function: frizzled binding; cytokine activity. Gene Ontology annotation, biological process: neuron differentiation; canonical Wnt signaling pathway; multicellular organism development. Gene Ontology annotation, cellular component: extracellular region. The transcript has 5 exons.
AAAGUCAUUUCCAAUCUCAAGUGGACUUUGUUCCAACUAUUGGGGGCGUCGCUCCCCCUCUUCAUGGUCGGGGGCAAACUUCCUCCUCGGCGCCGCUUCUAAUGGAGCCCCACCUGCUCGGGCUGCUCCUCGGCCUCCUGCUCGGUGGCACCAGGGUCCUCGCCGGCUACCCAAUUUGGUGGUCCCUGGCCCUGGGCCAGCAGUACACGUCCCUGGGCUCGCAGCCUCUGCUCUGCGGCUCCAUCCCAGGCCUGGUCCCCAAGCAACUGCGCUUCUGUCGCAAUUACAUCGAAAUCAUGCCCAGCGUGGCGGAGGGCGUGAAGCUGGGCAUCCAGGAGUGCCAGCACCAGUUCCGGGGCCGCCGCUGGAACUGCACCACCAUAGACGACAGCCUGGCCAUCUUUGGGCCCGUCCUGGACAAAGCCACCCGCGAAUCGGCCUUCGUGCACGCCAUCGCCUCGGCCGGCGUGGCCUUCGCGGUCACGCGCUCCUGCGCAGAGGGCACCUCCACCAUCUGUGGCUGCGACUCCCACCAUAAGGGCCCCCCCGGCGAGGGCUGGAAGUGGGGCGGCUGCAGCGAGGACGCCGACUUCGGGGUGCUGGUGUCCCGGGAGUUCGCGGACGCCCGCGAGAACCGACCGGACGCGCGCUCGGCCAUGAACAAGCACAACAACGAGGCGGGCCGCACGACCAUCCUGGACCACAUGCACCUCAAGUGCAAGUGCCACGGGCUGUCGGGCAGCUGCGAGGUGAAGACCUGCUGGUGGGCCCAGCCCGACUUCCGCGCCAUCGGCGACUUCCUCAAGGACAAGUACGACAGCGCCUCGGAGAUGGUGGUGGAGAAGCACCGCGAGUCGCGCGGCUGGGUGGAGACCCUCCGCGCCAAGUACGCGCUCUUCAAGCCGCCCACCGAGAGGGACCUGGUCUACUACGAGAACUCCCCCAACUUUUGCGAGCCCAACCCCGAGACGGGCUCCUUUGGCACCAGGGACAGGACUUGCAACGUCACCUCCCAUGGCAUCGACGGCUGCGACUUGCUCUGCUGCGGCCGCGGCCACAACACGAGGACGGAGAAGCGGAAGGAGAAGUGCCACUGCAUCUUCCACUGGUGCUGCUACGUGAGCUGCCAGGAGUGCGUCCGCAUCUACGACGUGCACACCUGCAAGUAGGGAGCCAGGGGCGCUGGGAACGGUGAAGCGUGCGGCUGGGCAGAUUCACUGAAGUCCUGAGCAGGACCUAAGCCAGCUCAGCCCUCAGCAUCCGACAGCAAGGAAUCCGGACUGUUGCCAGAUGCACGUGUGGUAAAUUGCCUGGACCCAACCGCCCGCUGACUGGGAGGCCUUCCUCCCUCUCUCAUCUUAAGUUUCUCACCCGACUCUGGAUGGUGUAUGGUGUUUAAAGAAGGGGCUUUCUUUUUAGUUCUCUGGGGUCUGAUAGGAACAGAUCCGAGGCUUAUCUUUGCACAUGUUAAAGAAAAUAAAAAUGGAAAACCA